Molecule: messenger RNA, 1342 nt
Organism: Sorghum bicolor (sorghum)
Lineage: Eukaryota; Viridiplantae; Streptophyta; Magnoliopsida; Poales; Poaceae
Product: deSI-like protein At4g17486
Exons: 4
Coding region: 343-972 (209 amino acids)
Biological process (GO): protein deubiquitination
Molecular function (GO): deubiquitinase activity
Source: RefSeq, a predicted model, not a curated record
GAAACGGAAAAAAAGCGAUUACUCUAACCGAUCGUUAAGCAACAGCGUGAACAGCUCAUCAUCAUCAAAGAGUCAAAAAGAAAAGGAAAACAAAAAACAAUAGCGUGAAGAUAGCGACACAUGCGCGGGGGAAAACAGUGAUUAUCAUUCCUUAAUUAACCAGAUCGAAUCGGAGAGGCAGGAGAGGGAGGGAUCUCUCCGUCUCCACGCCGCGUCCUCCCGCACGAAUCCGCGCUGCGGCCAAGCCCUAGCCACCCCCCGCCCAUUCAUGGUGGGCGGGCCGUGAGAUCUCCAGGGAGGGGAGGCUCGUGGGCUUCGUACGUCGGCCGGGAGCGGGAGGAGAUGGGCGCCCGGAACAGCGCUGCCGCCACGCCGGUGCUGCUCAACGUCUACGACCUCACGGCCGCGAACGAUUACCUCUACUGGCUCGGCUUCGGCGUCUUCCACUCCGGAAUCGAAGUCCAUGGCACGGAAUAUGGAUUUGGAGCCCACGACUACCCAUCCAGUGGUGUGUUUGAGGUGGAAUCAAAGAGUUGCCCUGGCUUUAUCUACAGAAGAACGGUGUGGCUAGGCACAACAGACAUGUCUCAUGAAGAAUUCCGCUCGUUUAUUGAAAAACUCGCAGGGGAUUAUCAUGGCAACACGUAUCAUCUGAUUAAUAAGAACUGCAAUCACUUCACAGAUGAUGUCUGCCAGAACUUAACUGGGAAGCCCAUCCCUUCCUGGGUGAAUAGGCUUGCGAGAGUAGGCUCAGUUUUUGAUUGUCUUCUACCAGAAAGCGUUCAAGUUUCUCCUGUAGGUCGUGUCCCAACUCGUCGUCAAAUAUCUGAUGAUGAUUUGUGUUCAAUACAUUCACCAAUCAUUGGUGAAAGCGACAAUGAUGAGGAUGAGGCCAAACACCUGCUACCAGCUCCAUCCAACGACCUGCAUUCUGUAGAUGUACCACCAAAACUAGCGAAAGAUCUUCUCUGAAUCACUCCCUGUUCAUAGGCGCCUACCAUACUGUAACUUAACUCGUAUAGCUAUUGGUGCUAAAGUGAUUCUGAAGAUGGCUUGGCACAGAUAGGAAUUGGCCAUCUUUGAUUAAAGAUGAAGCUCUAAUUGCUUGUCCUUUACCAGUUUGCUGUUUCACCUUGCUGUCUCAUCUCAGCAAACAGUUGUCAUGUAUGGUAACAGGUGGCAUGAUUGUUACUAUGCCAUUUAGCACAUCUGGAAAUUGCAAAUUCGUUAUGUGGGGUUCCAAUACCUGUUAGGAAUUAGGACUGUCGAUGCUUGUACCCAGUGUUGAAGGCUACUGAGCUAGUAUUGGCCACGAAUCCAAAUGGUUGACUAUUUCUGUUGA